GUUGGUGGUUCUCUCCCGGCAAGUGCGGACGCAAAUUCCUGCUUCAUUGUGAGCUAGCUGUAGAGAGCGUAUUGUUGUAGCCUAGUUUCAGUUCCGACCUAAUUUGCAUUUUCGUUGCGUUUGUUGUCAAUAAAGUGUGCCCAAACUAGUGUUGUUUGUUGUUUGAUUGGCGUUUCAAUUGUUUAUCUCUUUGACGACGCUCCUAAGCUUAGUAGCAGGAAAGCAGGAAUUACGAUGGCUUCAAAGAUGAAGAAGGAAAAGAUCGGCAUCAUUGGAAGCGGAUUGAUUGGCAGAUCAUGGGCCAUGCUCUUUGCGGGCGUUGGCUACCAGGUCACAAUCUUUGAUAUCAUUCCCGACGUGGUCGAGAAAGCCCUCCAACUGACCAAGGAUGAACUGAUCAGUCUGGAGAAACAGGGGCUACUCCGCGGUACGCUGAACGCUGCGGAGCAGUUUUCCUGCAUCCGCGGAUCGCACAAUCUGAAGGAAACCGUCGACGGUGCACUGUUCCUGCAGGAAUGUGUUCCGGAAAAUUUGGACCUGAAGAAGAAGCUGUACGCCGACCUGGAUACGGUAGUUGGGACGAGUACGAUCAUUUCCAGCUCGACCAGCACCUUCAUGCCGUCGUUGUUCAGUAAGGAUUUGAAGCAUAAGGAUCAGGUUCUCGUCUCGCAUCCAGUCAAUCCACCCUACUACGUCCCACUGGUGGAGAUAGUUCCGGCACCGUGGACCAGACCCGAGUUCACUGCUAAAACUCGUGAGCUGAUGACCGAAAUUGGCCAGAAGCCCGUUACUCUGUCGCGAGAGAUCGAAGGCUUUGCUCUGAAUCGCAUUCAAUAUGCCAUCCUGAAUGAAACCUGGCGCCUGGUGGCGGACGGUAUUCUGAGCGUAAAGGACAUCGACAGUGUCAUGUCCGAUGGGCUGGGAAUGCGUUACGCAUUCUUGGGUCCACUGGAGACGGCCCAUCUGAAUGCCGAGGGUAUGCUUAGCUACUGCGAUCGGUACUGCAAUACGAUCCACGCGGUGAGCCAAACGAUGGGAGCAACACCGAGAAUGGAGGGACCGGUUGCGCAGCAAGUCGCCAAGGAACUGGAAGAGAUGGUUCCGCUGGAUAAGUUGCCCGAGAGGCGAGCCUGGCGGGAUGCUUGCUUGACCAAGCUGGCGCAGUUGAAGAAAAAUAUUUAAGACCUGGGCGGACGAUGGUGUGA
Molecule: messenger RNA, 1205 nt
Organism: Ochlerotatus camptorhynchus
Lineage: Eukaryota; Metazoa; Arthropoda; Insecta; Diptera; Culicidae
Product: lambda-crystallin homolog
Exons: 3
Coding region: 235-1182 (315 amino acids)
Biological process (GO): fatty acid metabolic process
Molecular function (GO): NAD+ binding; L-gulonate 3-dehydrogenase activity
Source: RefSeq, a predicted model, not a curated record